AUGCAACAGACGCCGGCCCGAGUGGCAAAAGCCGGUGGCGGCACACCGGCGCCAUAUGGCCAUGCCUCCCACCUGUCCAAUUACUCACCUCACUUCAGGUGUUUUCGGUUGCAAAAGGAUUGCCAGCCGUCAAUACCGAAUCGCAAGCGGGCCCAGAAGAAGGUCCCGGGUUCGAGGACAGCUCAUCUGGAGGAGAAACUGGACGAUCUAGUGUCUCUCAUACGAUCCCAAACUGCUGUCAAAGGACCCAAUGAUUCGCCUCCAGUCCCAACCCCUGGGUCGCUGGGGCCAGGCGGAUCCGAUGUCACGGCCAUUCCCUCCCUCUCAUCAGAUUCAAGUCCCAAUACCGUGAGCAACACGGCCCCAAGCUGCCGCGUGUGGUAUAACGGCGGCAAGAUAGAACCACCCAACAGCGCUGUAGGCCCGGAAUUCGAACACUACGUCCCGGAGAAUGAGGCCGAAGAUCGCCUCGACCUCUUUCGGCGAGAAUUCCCACGGUUUGGCCCGGUCGUCUACAUCCCAGAGACCCUGACCGCAAAAGAGCUUCGCCAGACUCGACCGCUGCUUUGGAUCGCCGUCAUGUCUUGUACGAGCCGCUCCACGAAAGAAUCACAUCUGAUUGGGGACAAAGUCCGGCACAUUGUCUCGGAAAGGGUGGUGCGACAGUAUGACAGGAGCCUGGACUUGUUGCAAGGCUUGUUGGUCUUUCUAUGCUGGCCACACUCACACAAAAAGGAAAACCCCUUUAUAUCGAUCUGGACUGGUAUCGGUGUUAGCUUGGCUCAUGAUCUCGGUCUCACAGCUUUCAAGGCCGAGACGGCUUUCACUUUUAUGAAAAAGCUCGCAUUCGCCGGAAUGAAACAACCACAAACCAAAGAAGGCACGAUGGAGGCGAGAAGGACAUUACUGGCUUUAUUUGUCUGGUGUAAUACGGCAUCCCAGAUGCUGCGGAGGGACAACUAUCUUCGUUGGACACCACACAUGGAGGAAAGUCUCCGUCUUCUAAUAGACCAGCCGGAGUGGGAAGGAGACAAGACCCUCGCCGUACAAGUGCGAUGUGCUCUUAUCUCGGAACAAUUGAAUGAACUCUUGAUACAACAGGCUCUAAAGGGAGACAAUCAGACACCGAUGUACUUCAUCAAAUCUCUUGAUGCGCAAUUGCAAGAAAUUUGGAGGACAUUGCCAGAAACGACGGCAACUCCUCGCUACGACACGAUACACCUCCACAUGUAUGCCACAGAGGUCAUCAUUAACGAACUCGCCAUAAAUCUCCCGCCUUCCACAACCCACACCGACGUCAUAAACCGCCUAGAACGACUGCAGAAGUGCCUGAAGGCCGUCGAGGACUGGUUCGACACCUACAUGCGCACGCCGCCGUCCAUGGCCCUGGGCGGGACGUUCCACCUCUUCGUGCAGCUGGUACACUGCCUCGUCACGCUGAUCAAGCUCAGCAAGCUCGACGACUUCCCGCCGUGGGACCCGGCCGAGGUGCGGCGGCGCCUCGACAUAUUCGACCUGUUUGACCGCCUCUCGGCGCGGAUGGAGUCGAUCAGGACCGCGGUGGGGAUCCGGGAGGACGACGAGCGCGAGGAGAGCAUCUGGUCCAAGUCGGCCAAGGUCAUGCUGAUGAUGAAGACGGGUGUGCAGGCGGACUUUGCCAGUGCCGGCAUCACAAGUGCCGCCAAAGACACUGACCCAGUCGCUGGUACACAACCUCUUGACAACCGGCUGGCGAUGACCACGGGCAAUGACGGGGUAUUGGGAGCGAACCUGCAGCUUAAUCAGGAUGCCCUGACGGGGGAAUAUGUGCACAACUUUGGAGACGAUCCAUGGUUGUCAGCGAUGUUCAUCCCAUGGGACGCGAUGAACUUUUAG
This is a messenger RNA of Diaporthe amygdali, 1875 nucleotides long. RefSeq lists its product as uncharacterized. Gene Ontology annotation, cellular component: nucleus. NCBI's taxonomy places the organism in Eukaryota, Fungi, Ascomycota, Sordariomycetes, Diaporthales, Diaporthaceae. Gene Ontology annotation, molecular function: transcription cis-regulatory region binding; DNA-binding transcription factor activity, RNA polymerase II-specific. Gene Ontology annotation, biological process: regulation of DNA-templated transcription. The transcript is spliced from 5 exons. Bases 1 to 1875 code for a protein of 624 amino acids. The record is from RefSeq and is a predicted model, not a curated record.